AGGAUCUUAAUUUUCCCAUGAUUUAUUGAAUGUACUAAUUUAGGUGAGAAAAGCUGGUGGAAUUAAGGAACUUCAGGCUAAAAUAAAUGAAGUGACAAAUCUGCGAGCGAGAAUCAAGGAGAUCCUAUCAGAUAUUGAACAAACACUUAAUAAAGAGAGAUUGAGCGAUGAGGAUUUGCGCCACAAAUUGGGAGUUAAUUGUAGUCGAAUAAGCAGCGACAAACUUACAGAGCCAUUUCUCAAGGAAGUUUCGAGGGUAAGGGCUAAUCUGAAUUCUAAUUUGGAUGAGGAUAAGAUACUGAAGAAAAAGUUCGGAGAAAACUGGCAAUCUAUUGAAAUGCUAAGCAAACACGAGAAAGAACUUUAUUCGUUAUUUCCUCCUCGACCGCAUCGUUUGGCAGAAAAGGCGCCAGAAGCAAUGAGCUUCCUCCUGAAACUACUGGAUAAAGCUCAAGAGAUCAAAUGUGAAAGAGUUGAAAUUCUUAAGGUACCCUAUUUUCCUUGA
Messenger RNA from Strongylus vulgaris, 505 nucleotides. NCBI's taxonomy places the organism in Eukaryota, Metazoa, Nematoda, Chromadorea, Rhabditida, Strongylidae. The record is from the annotation of a GenBank genome assembly.